UUUUAUUUUAUAUUUUAUAUUUUUUUAUAUUUCCCUUCCUUUAUCGCCUGCCCAUUUUUCCCGUCCUCUUUGUCCUCAAAAAGCAGGCAAACACCACAAAAAAGGAAGCCCUUUUUGUAUAUCCUAUUCUCUCCCUGUAUUUAAAUCCUUUAUUCUUGUUUACACAAAAAUACAAUGACACCACAACCACGGCCACUAUCACCGCAAUUGCCCAGCCUCGGCUUGUGUCGCAGCACUCGCUGCAUUUAUUUUCGCAAUCUCCAACAGCAAAUUACCCAACAACAAGGAGAGCAGCAGCAGCACCAUCAUCUGCAACAGACCCUGCGGUUCAGCAGCGCCAGCACCAGCUCCAGCUCUAGCACCAGCUCCAGCAGCAGUAACUCCCAGUCACCAACCACACGCAGCAGAGGCCAUCAGGAGCAGCAGCAGCCGCGGCGGCGGAAUUCGGAGACAGCAGAGUCAUGGCCGAUGGCUGUUGAGGCGCUCGCACAGCGGCUGUGGGAUUGCGGCCGCGAUGCAUUCAGCCCCACUCCCUCCCCAUCGUCCCCCGAACUGUCCUCAAAGCUGGUCUUUGACGACGAAUACGUCGACUACGACGCUGCUACUGCAUCUGUGCUCAGCCCCCCGCCAACUGCUGUUGCUGUGUUCCCCGGCUGUGAGGACGGCGCGGGGGACGCGCUGUGCGAUGGGCCUUAUGUGCGAGAAGGACCGUUGGGUGUGGCUGCGACCGCGACUGCGACCUUGGCGGAUAUUGCCGGAGUUGGAAAUUCCGGUGAUCAUUCCGGCGAUAUUCAAAGCAGGAGGCAUCAAAAGCAGCAAAAACAACAGCUAAAGCGUCAGGUGCCCUUAUCCACAUGCCCUCUUCUUCACUACCAGCCAAUGUCCAAUCCGUUCAAAAACAUGAUCAAGCCAAGCGCCUGCUUUCCUUCAUCCCCCUUAUCACCGCCUGUCAUGUCGACGCUGGUCAAAUCCGGCCACCUCCUGCGUCCCCAGCACAAAGUCAGUCCAUCCGGGCCCUCAACUGUUUCAAUCCAUGCGUCAUUGGUCUCUUGUGUCCACUGCAAAACGGGAAAUUUUCUUGAAUUCUGUUUUGUCGCUGACCGCUGUCAUUGCGGAUGCCACAAUGACUGUCCUUGUAAACCGUGUGUAGAUAUUCGGGAGCAAAGGCACCCAAACAGGCGAAUGAUGGGCGUUACUUCUGCUGCUGCUGCUACUGCAGCGGAUAUUCAAAAAGCCACUGCCCCCCCUUUGCUUGUGUCGACUGAGCGGAAGCGCAGCCAGGGAAAAUUCCAGUCUCCACAUAUUGCUCCUCAGAACAAGACACAUAAAGCUUGGGAGGACGAGUCGGGUUAUAGGCAACAGCAGCACCAGCACCAGCACCAGCACCGGAAACACCAACAACAGCAGCCACGGAUUCAACGCCAGCAGCAGCAUGGUCUGUGCUCAAUGGCAUCUUGAUUGUAUUUUCUAUAGUAUUUUUCUUUAAUUUGUAAUUCUUCAGUAUUCUUUCUUUUUCUAAAAAAGAAAUAUUUCAUCCGCGCAUCGCGAUGAAUUUGGUUUGUAAAAUGGGUGAGCUCUUAUUUUAUUUUUUCAUUUUAUGCACGCA
Kickxella alabastrina is the source of this 1606-nucleotide messenger RNA. RefSeq lists its product as uncharacterized. The coding region runs from base 175 to 1458 and encodes 427 amino acids. The transcript is spliced from 4 exons. Lineage: Eukaryota; Fungi; Kickxellomycota; Kickxellomycetes; Kickxellales; Kickxellaceae. The record is from RefSeq and is a predicted model, not a curated record.